Messenger RNA from Triplophysa dalaica, 608 nucleotides. Its product is annotated as ladderlectin-like. Lineage: Eukaryota; Metazoa; Chordata; Actinopteri; Cypriniformes; Nemacheilidae. Bases 95 to 547 code for a protein of 150 amino acids. The record is from RefSeq and is a predicted model, not a curated record. The transcript is spliced from 5 exons. Gene Ontology annotation, molecular function: signaling receptor activity.
CAGAAGAUUUCGUCUUUGAUAUUAACUAAUAAAAAGUCUGCAUUUGAGUUCACAUGUGUCACAUCGCUGUUUUUUAUUCAUUUUCAGAUUUAUCAUGGCAGUGAUGAGAGGUCUUGUGCUUCUUUUCUUGGUCUUUUCUGUGGAGAAUGCAACAGCUGAAAGAUGUCCAUUUGGAUGGACACCUUUUGGAGUUGAAUGCUUCAAGUUCUUCCCUCAGACAGUUGACUGGGUCAGAGCAGAGAAAAAUUGUCAACUCCUUGAUGCAAAUCUUGCGUCUGUGCACAGUAAAGCACAAAAUGAAUUUCUCCUGAGUCUGUUACCUGUUAACACACAGGUUUGGAUUGGAGGUCAUGAUGCUGAGAUGGAAAAACAAUGGCUGUGGACUGACGGAUCUCCAUUUGACUACACCAACUGGUGCAAUGGUCAACCUGACAAUGAUGAAGGUUCUGAGCACUGCAUGAUCAUAAACUGGAUUUCUGAUAACCUUUGCUUGAACGAUGUCCAAUGUAGUCCUGGAAGAGGUUAUAUUUGUGCUAGAAACCACUGAUGAGAAUUCUGCAUACAGUACAUUUAAAAUUGUACCAACACAUCAUCUCUACAGUUCCAUA